CGCGCUCGGGGCACCGGGUGGCUGCGGCGGCGGCGGCGGCGUCCACCCCAGAGGCGGUUGUUGCUGCGCCCGGUACUGGGGUCGCUGCCCGAGGCGCAGACGCGGUGGACUUCGCCCGCCCCGGCCCUCGGCUCGCUGUGGGCUCGUAAUGGAGACCAACCAGAGGCCGUAUCACCUGGUGGUGUUUGGCGCCUCAGGCUUCACCGGCCAGUUCGUGGCCGAGGAGGUGGCCCGGGAGCAGGUGGCCUCGGGGCAGAGCUCCAGCCUGCCCUGGGCCGUGGCGGGCCGCUCCCGGGAGAAGCUGCAGCGAGUGCUGGAGAGGGCUGCCCUGAAGCUGGGAAGACCGACACUGUCCUCCGAAGUUGGAAUAAUAAUUUGUGAUGUCACUAAUCCCGCCUCACUUGAUGAAAUGGCUAAGCAGGCAGCAAUUGUCCUCAACUGUGUAGGACCCUAUCGAUUUUACGGAGAACCUGUAGUCAAAGCAUGUGUUGAAAAUGGAACGAGCUGUAUUGACAUCUGUGGAGAACCUCAGUUUCUGGAACUAAUGUAUUGGAAGUAUCACGAGAAAGCUGCAGAAAAGGGAGCUUAUAUCAUUGGAAGCAGUGGCUUUGAUUCCAUUCCAGCAGACCUGGGAGUGAUAUAUACCAAAAACAAGAUGAAUGGUACACUGACGGCUGUGGAAAGUUUCCUGACUAUACAUUCUGGACCUGAGGGGAUGUGUAUUCACGAUGGUACCUGGAAGUCAGCAGUGUACGGUUUUGGAGAUCAGAGUAAUUUGAAAAAACUACGAAAUGAAGCAAAUCUGAAACCCGUCCCAAUUAUUGGUCCGAAAUUGAAAAGAAGGUGGCCACUUUCCUACUGCAGAGAACUCAGCAGCUACUCGGUCCCUUUCCUGGGAGCGGAUGUGUCUGUUGUGAGGCGGACCCAGCGCUACCUGCACGAGAACUUGGAGCAGUCUCCCGUUCAGUACGCUGCUUAUAUAAACAUGGGAGGCCUCACCUCUGUUAUUAAGCUGAUGUUUGCGGGACUUUUCUUUUUAUUCUUUGUGAGGUUUGGCAUCGGAAGGCAACUUCUCAUAAAGUUCCCAUGGCUCUUCUCCUUUGGUUAUUUUUCAAAACAAGGCCCGACACAAAAACAGAUGGAUGGCUCAUCGUUUACAUUGAGGUUCUUUGGUCAAGGAUACAGCCAAGGCUUUGGUCCCGAGAAGGGCAAACCAAAUACGAGAAUUUGUACUCAGGUGAAAGGACCAGAGCCUGGCUAUGUGGCUACCCCCAUAGCCAUGGUCCAGGCAGCUAUGACUCUUCUAAAUGACGCCUCUGAUCUUCCUAGCAUGGGCGGGGUCUUCACCCCAGGAGCCGCCUUCUUCAGAACAAAGUUGAUUGACAGACUCAACCAACGUGGCAUGGAAUUUAGCGUCAUCAGCAGCUCUGAAGUCUAGACGUUGGAAGAAUUGACUGAAGGCAGGACAUGCAUGAAUUCAUUCAUGGCUUUUUUGUUUGAAAUUUGAAACGCUACACGUGAAAAAGUUGUCAGAUCUAAAAUACGUGCACAUUAAAAGCAGGAAAUUGUACUAGCUUGCCCUAAAUUUCAAAUCUUUGUUGACUUUGUGAUUUUAUUGCUCGUGGAACAGAACCGAUAUUUGACUUCUUCAUCGAAGAGUUCAUCGUCAAUGCUUAUAAGUCAGCUGGCGGACUAGAGGGUGGGGGGGGUGUCUUGAUCUGUGUUGCUGACAGACUCCCGAUGAGGCACUCGGGCUGGUGUUCCUGUAAGGCAGUAACUGCUAUUUUCCUCACCUUGAUUUUGAGUGGGAUCUCCCCUUCUGAUGAGUGUCUCUACGUAUUGUUUGGGCCUUUGCCAAAGGAAAACGCACUUUUUGCUAUGUUAGCCUAGUUUCUCGCCCAUCCACACUAACUGAGUUUUUGACUAUUACCUAAGUUGAAUAAUAAAGGGUUGUCGAUGGAA
Messenger RNA from Prionailurus viverrinus (fishing cat), 1962 nucleotides. It is a transcript of the gene SCCPDH, whose product is annotated as saccharopine dehydrogenase (putative). Gene Ontology annotation, cellular component: plasma membrane; lipid droplet; mitochondrion. Gene Ontology annotation, biological process: glycolipid biosynthetic process. The transcript is spliced from 12 exons. The coding region runs from base 149 to 1438 and encodes 429 amino acids. Lineage: Eukaryota; Metazoa; Chordata; Mammalia; Carnivora; Felidae. The record is from RefSeq and is a predicted model, not a curated record.